GAAGUUGGGGAAUUUUCCUCGCUAGUCGCUAGGAUGUAUUUUUACACGGUUUAAUUUGUACCAUUCAGACUACAUUGUAGACUAGAGAAACAAUAUGACUCGGUUUCAAAGCUGUCAAACCGACUACACUUGUAAACAUUAUUUGGGAGUGUAGAUCGUCCCUUAUCCUAGAUCUUCGUUUCUAAAUUAAUGUCAAUAUUAAUCUGAAGCUACCAUAUGGCCAUGUAUUCUUCACUUAUAUCUGUCCUCACUCUUAUGUUGCAGAUUCAGCUCUAUCCAGGAGACGCAACUAUAAUCACUUUAGAAAACAAGUGCGACAACACGGUGUGGCCUGUAAUUGACACCACCAACGGCGCUAGCUUGAACACUAGUAUCACGAAGGGAUUUGCGUUGAACAGGGGCGAAUCAAGGACCAUUAACAUACAAACAAGUUGGAGGGGUCGGCUUUGGGGGCGGACAUUUUGCAAAACUGACAGCUUGACAAAAAAUUUCUCCUGCCAGACUGGUGAUUGUGGCUCGGGAAAGAUGGACUGUAUGGGUGCAUCUUAUCAGCAUCCCGUGACUUUGAUUGAAUUCAGCACGGGUAAUUCCGGAAACGCGCCCGACUUCUAUGACACUAGCGUUGUCGAUGGUUAUAACCUCCCUGUAGCGGUGGCUCCACAAGACGGAAGCAGGAGUGGUUGCGCCGUGACUGGCUGCGUCUUCAAUAUUCAUGGAGGUUGCCCCGAUGAACUCAAAGUGAUGGACAGGAAUCAAAGCAUAAUUGGUUGUAAUAGCCCGUGUAACGUAUUUCAUACGAACGAGUCUUGUUGUUCGACUUCGGACGAUUGUAAACGUGAUAGCUUCUCACUUGGGUCACUUAUCUUCAAGAAGGCUUGCCCACGAGCUUACAGUUAUGCGCUUGAUGAUGCCACCUCUACCUUCACUUGUUCGGGAAUUCAGACAUCGUAUAUUAUCACCUUCUGCCCGUCACCUAGCCUUGCCAGUGUAGUUUCUGAACCUAUGACAUCAGCACCAUCGUCGGCAGCACCAUCAAUAUCACCUUCAACAUCGCCAUCACCAAGAUCACCUUCACCACCCAUACUUGAUCUGCCAAACAAGCCCGCUACCGCACCUUCAACAACGGAAGUGUCUGAGAUCAAAAAAGCUGUUCUUGACUCCUUACAAUUUGAUCUACACACAAUUCGAACAGCAACGAACAACUUUGCCAUAGAUAACAAACUUGGAGAAGGCGGGUUUGGGGAAGUCUACAAGGGAUUACUCGAGAAUGGAGAAGAAAUAGCUGUCAAAAGGCUUUCGAAAAACUCAGGACAAGGAGUUGGUGAGUUUAAAACUGAAGUUGUUUUAGUGGCAAAACUCCGACACAAUAACUUGGUCAAGCUCUUGGGAUAUUGCGUAGCAUUGGAAGAAAAAUUACUUGUUUAUGAGUUUCUUCACAAUUCUAGUUUGGACAAAAUUUUAUUUGAUAACUCCAAAAAAUCGUGUUUAGGUUGGCGAACAAGAUCCAAGAUUAUAAUUGGUGUCGCGAGAGGGCUAUUAUAUCUUCAUGAGGACUCCCCGCUUAAGGUUAUUCAUCGAGAUUUAAAAUCAAGUAAUAUAUUACUAGAUGAAGAUAUGAAUCCUAAGAUAUCAGAUUUUGGCCUCGCAAAGCUUUUUGGAGUCGAUCAAACUCAAGGGGACACUAAAAGAAUUGUCGGAACAUAUGGGUAUAUGGCUCCAGAAUAUGCAAUUACGGGUCAUUAUUCUGUAAAAUCCGAUAUUUAUAGUUUUGGAGUCAUAAUACUUGAGAUCAUAAGUGGACAGAGGAAUCGAUUUUUCGGACGUGUUCAGCUUGAAGAGGCACUACUGCACCGUGCAUGGAGGUUGUGGAAUGAGGAUAAAACCUUAGAUUUGGUAGAUACAUCGUUGAACAAUAACUUCCCAGAAGAAGACGUAUUUAAGCUCAUCAAUAUUGGUCUAUUAUGUAUUCAAGAAGAUGCCAUUGCAAGGCCGAGAAUGACCACUAUAGUCGCUGCACUUAAUGGUCGAGGAAUUAGUCUCCCUAAGCCAAAGCCACCAAAUUUCUUUGGUACUAUUAAUAAUUUUGAAGAUAAUGACGUAGAACAUAAUUCCCAAUAUGUAUAUACAGGUUGUAAUACGAUUACAGACCUGUCUCCUCGUGACUAAUCUACAAUAAUAAUACAUUGUUGAUUUGCAUGUUUAUAGGACACGUUACUUAGUUGUACUUAGCGCAAUUGUAUUAUUCUUUAUUAGUACAGAAAUAAUAACUGUUAAUAGGAUGAUAUAUUUUAAGAGGGCUGAAUUCUAUUGAAACCAUGAUAUUUACCUUUUA
Messenger RNA from Beta vulgaris subsp. vulgaris (sugar beet), 2332 nucleotides. RefSeq names its product cysteine-rich receptor-like protein kinase 6. Gene Ontology annotation, biological process: protein phosphorylation. Lineage: Eukaryota; Viridiplantae; Streptophyta; Magnoliopsida; Caryophyllales; Amaranthaceae. The coding region runs from base 217 to 2166 and encodes 649 amino acids. The record is from RefSeq and is a predicted model, not a curated record. Gene Ontology annotation, molecular function: ATP binding; protein kinase activity. The transcript is spliced from 8 exons.